Serinus canaria (Common canary) is the source of this 4325-nucleotide messenger RNA. RefSeq names its product transmembrane channel like 5 (gene TMC5). Gene Ontology annotation, molecular function: mechanosensitive monoatomic ion channel activity. Bases 293 to 3115 code for a protein of 940 amino acids. The record is from RefSeq and is a predicted model, not a curated record. The transcript has 24 exons. Gene Ontology annotation, cellular component: plasma membrane. Lineage: Eukaryota; Metazoa; Chordata; Aves; Passeriformes; Fringillidae.
GUCCUUUUAUUGUGGUGUUGUUGCUAUCCCAGGCUAUCCCCAUGUUUAAAUUCGUGGGAGAAGGAGAGUGAACGUCUUGGAGCUCAAAUAGAAACAUAGCAACCUGUUGCACGCCCUGCGACCCGCGGCAGCCUGAUCCUGCUCCGUGUGACAGAAGCAGCCGUUCAGUGGCUCCGGAGCCGUGUUCAAGGUGCGACAGUUCAGGUCUGUAAUCAGUCUUCCUUUUAACAUAUUAAUGAAGCAGUGGAGACAAAAAUAAGGAAGAUUUCAUCUUUCAAACCAAGGACUUGUCAUGUCUUAUCAUUACAAUGAAGCCUUUGAAAAUCCAGACUACCACUUCUCAGAGACAUUGGAAAUUGAUAGAAGGGGGAGUUCUCAAAGGAAUCCAUUCUCUCACCAAACUUCUUAUGAUUCAUCUCAGUAUGAUCACAGAGGCAGGGAGCAGAACUACCCUGUGGCCAUCCCCAUGGCUUCCCUGGGACCUGGCUCUGACAGCCAGGAUUUACCCAGUACAAGUCCAUAUGGAAAUUUCACAGACAAUCCUUCCUUUGAGCCUGAGCCAGAACUGACUUACACCCCACGUUCUACCUCCCAUAUGCUGGAUUAUCCCUACACUCAUGGAAUUUCCAGUGGAUCAGAAGACAGCUUCAUUCGGAGACGCAACCGAAGACCACCCGAUGAGAUCUUCAGGACUUCUUCCAGCAUGCUUGAAACAGAUCCAGUGUGCAGGGAAGCGGAAGAUUUAGUUGGAAGUCUUGCAAGUAUGUCUAACAAUGAAAGGAUUAAAGCAAUCCAGAGGAUGCCUGAGACCAUGAGAAAAAAGAGAGAGAUCAGAAACAAAGUUCUGAAAGAAAUAACCAAAAAAUCAAGGCAUCGUGGUGCUCAAUGUACACAGUGUCUGCCGGGAGCAGCAGUGUCAUUUCGGCGAUUUGGCAAUACCCUUACAGAACAUUUUCACCAACUGCAGCCAUGGCACAAGACUCUGAAGAUCAUUGGUGCUGAGUUUGGAACAAGUGUUCUUUCUUAUUUUAUUUUCUUGAAGUGGCUGCUAAAUUUUAACAUCUUCUCUUUCCUCAUAAACUUUGGUUUCAUCACAAUUCCUCAGUUUCUUGCAGCAGAACCAAAUAACCUUUCCUUCACGGGCCUGGAGCUGCUCACUGGAGCUGGUUAUUUUCAACAAACAGUGCUCUACUAUGGCUCUUACACCAAUGCUACAAUCAGUAAAGUGGAGAACAGUGCAUCUUACAAUAUGCAGCUGGCCUAUAUUUUCACUGUUGGAACAUAUUUUGUCAUCUGUUUUCUUAUCUUGUUGUUCAGCAUGGCAAGAUUAUUCUCCAGGAACUUUGUUAACCCUCAGGCACGCUCUGUGAAUGCCAGCAAGCUGCUCUGCACUUGGGACUUCAAUAUAACUAAUGAAAAAGCUGUGAAGCUGCAACAAAAGAAUCUCCUCACACAAAUAAAGGAAGGUCUCACUGAACUAAACAAAGAAGUUCAAAAUUUUUCUGUGAUGGAGAGAGUUGUUCGUUUUGCUACUCAUCUCAUUGCUUGGGUUGCUUCCCUGGCAGCAGCAGUAGCUGCUUGUGCUGGUGUUUACUUCCUCUCCAUUAAUAACCUCAAGCUGUUUAUGGGAGGGUAUAGCAAUGAUCUACAGAGACAAUCUGCCAUGUUGGUGCUACCUGUGAUUGUAUCUCUCCUCAACACAUUGAUCCCAUUCUUCUUCUCCUGGCUUGGGCACCUGGAGAAUUUUCAGACUCCUGGACAGCACAUAUAUGUCACUAUUAUCAGAAAUAUCAUCCUGAAAAUUUCAAUUGUUGGAAUACUGUGCUACUACUGGCUGAACAUUGUGGCUACCUCAGAGUCACAGUGCUGGGAAACUUUGGUUGGCCAAGAUAUCUAUCGUCUUGUUCUAGUUGACUUCAUAUUUUGUUUGCUUGGCUCUUUCUUUGGAGAGUUUUUACGAAGAAUUAUUGGAACUACAGUCUGUGUGAGCCUGGGGCUGCCAGAAUUUGAUAUUGGGCGAAAUGUUUUAGAUUUGAUCUAUGCACAGACUUUGACCUGGAUUGGUAUCCUGUUCUCACCUCUGUUGCCUGGUAUCCAGAUGAUAGCAUUUCUUAUAGUAUUUUUUGUGAAAAAGGUCAGUCUGAUGAGGAAUUGCCAGCCCCCUUGCAAAGUCUGGAGAACUGCUCAAAUGAUGACAUCCUUCAUUUUCCUGCUGUUUUGUCCUUCCUUCCUUGGAGUCCUGUCUGUCAUUGGAGUCACUGUCUGGAGGUUAAAACCUUCAGAAGAAUGUGGUCCUUUCAGAGGUUUGCCUUCCAUGUAUGCUGCAGUUGCUGAGUGGAUACAAAUGCUGGAAAGCUACACUGCCUGGAAAUGGGUAGUGUGGAUCUACCACAAUUUAAUUUCAAGUGAACUUUUCUUCUUCAUCAUCUCUACUUUUGUACUAGUUGUUACUUAUCUUUACUGGCAAAUAAUACAAGCAAGGAGGACCAUGACCAAACUCUUACAUAACCAAAUUAUUAAUGCAGGAAAGGAUAAGAAGUUUCUACUCCAAAAGCUACAAAAAGUGCAAAGGUCGAAGAGAAGCUCGUCUGCCCUGGGAGGAAGAGGCCAGCAGAGAAGCUCCUCUUCAUACCACCCAUCAAUGCAAUCUGCCCAGGAGGUGCCAGGCUUCCCAGAAAUAGCAUUUGACAGAAGCCAAAACACAUCCUACAAUGAGCAUCCCUUUUCUGUUGAGAUCUCAAGCAGCAGUGACUUUCUACCAGGCGGCGAGCCCAGCCCGCCCCGGGCCGUGGUGCUCGCCCUGCGCGCCCGGGCAGCGGCGCUGGGGGAGGACAGCGAUGGCACCGGAGGGUUCCAGGCACGGGCAGGCACGGGCAGCGAUGGCACCGGAGGGUUCCAGCCCCGGGCAGGCACGGGCAGCGAUGGCACCGGAGGGUUCCAGCCCCGGGCAGGCACGGGCAGCGAUGGCACCGGAGGGUUCCAGGCACGGGCAGCGAUGGCACCGGAGGGUUCCAGCCCCGGGCAGGCACGGGCAGCGAUGCCACUGGAGGGUUCCAGGCACGGGCAGCAUCGAGUGAAGGCACUGGCUGCAGGAAGUAAUCCUCUCUUGUAUUAAUGACUAAAAGAAUCUCUCCAACAUCUUUUUUUACAUCUAAAUGGAAGGAAAAAAUAGAAGAACAGGUUCCAAAAUGUGUCGGGACUUCGGUUUUUUUACUGUGAUAAGGAAUAUCCACCUGGGGGGGUUGUUUUGCAGCAAUGGCAUUUGGUGACAGCCUUCCCCCAGGACUGGCAUCACCUCGAUGCAGUAAGGCUCCCUCCGUAGCUGACCACGAGUUGUUGACUAAAUAUAAGGGAACUUGUGCCUAACUGUAAAUAAAAGCUGUGUUUUAAAAAUAUUUUUCUAACAGUUACAUUGUUUUACCUGUUUUAUCAGCUUUUAUCUGAACUAUUGGUCAAAUAAACAGAAGUAUAUUAAAGUGCAGUUGUUUUUAAUGACUGAGACAUUGUAAUGGCUGUGAAAUAACUUGUGUGAACUGGGUUCAUUUUUUCUGAGCCAUUUUUAAAGUUUAUUACAGUCACUUAAAAGCAGCUUUGAUGAAGCCAUCAGAACAAAGAGUGUCUACUUAUCAAAUUGUCAUCUGUGUAAAAGUAUUGCUUGUAAACUGGAACUUUACAUGUCUUUUACUAUAAAGGAUUGAUUGGAAUUAACACAACUAAGACUUAUUUUUUUUAAUUAUACAUGACUGUGAGAUUUGAUCCAGCUUCUUUUUAUUCAAGACUACAACUUUGCCACCACCAUGAUAAUUUUUGGUUUGUUUAGUUUAGCUCAUUUUCUACUAGUGCCUGUUUUUUCCCUCCCUUUUUGCUCUGGAAAGAGGCACAUCUUUUCAUCUUGCUCAUAAUUUAGGCUAAAGACAAGCCAGGCACAGAGAAAAGGACAAACUUUACACACAAGGCAAGAGCAGAGAUUGUUUUAUUGUUUCCCUGCACAUACAGCUGUGGAGCCUGGCUGUGGGCACUGGACAUGGACCUGGUGUUUGCACUGAGGGUGGUGACUCAGCAGUGCCAGAAACUCAAGCAGCAACCCCAGCUGGACCUUUGGAGCAGGGCCAUUAGCCUUGAAGAGUCAUUGCCCUUCAGUGGGGCUCAGCAGUCACAGGAGAGGCCUCAGUACCCAGGAAGGGCAGGACAGGAUCUGGACAUAAACCUACACAUUCUAUAGGAUGUGCACCAGGAGGCUGAGAUUGCUGCUUCUGCAGUGCAGGGGCUCAGUGACAGGGAAAAGCACCUACUUUGUACUUCUUUGUGCCUGGAUGGAACUCAGG